GCGCUGGAAUUGGAUCUGGGUGUCGAGAGGCAGCAAUCGCCUUUCUCGUCUGAGUCUUCGAGCCAGUCUUGCUUGGAGAAAGCGGACCUCGAUGUUAUUAGCCAGGUAUCCACCCGGUCCAGCCAAAGUGGGUUGCUUCGCAAGUCCCGCAAGCGGACAAAGGCCAAGGAUUUCCAGCGCAACUCCUCUGCUUCGUCCUCUUCCACAACAGACUGCCCUCCGAAGACACUCAGAGGUGUCUGCCAUCGUCUGGCCAGAUCUCUCACGUGGUUUGGGCGUCUUUGUUCACCGAGCACGGCAUGCGAGGACACUCUGCGCAAGUCUCCGAGCGAAAUCUCGACUUGCCCUAGUCCUCUAUGCACCCCGCUGGACACGUUCGAGCGUGAGGUUAGCCGGAGGUCCUAUGCCAACCGCUUUAUUCAGUUUAGCUUGGAGUUUGAUCCGGUCAUUGACCCCACCAGCCGGGCACUUCUCAACUCGCCACGCCGCAUGUCUCGCACGAACCAUGACGGCGAGGCUCACAAGUACCGUUUGUCCAUGCCAUAG
Messenger RNA from Symbiodinium necroappetens, 546 nucleotides. NCBI's taxonomy places the organism in Eukaryota, Dinophyceae, Suessiales, Symbiodiniaceae. The record is from the annotation of a GenBank genome assembly.